GGCCGAUAUACGACAGAAGGGAGCGAGGGAAGCAUUAAUCUGUAUGGAAGUUUAGGCGAUUUCGAUGGGCCGUCAGACUCUCGUUACCACCGAGUACUAGAGGGUUGAUUCCAAGAAGGCCGCGUCGCGCCCCGGCAGCACCGAUCGAAAUCCCGCCGAAUUCUCGGAGGCUCCGCAGAAUCAAUAGCGUGUUUGAUCUGGGGGGGGAGGGGAGGCCAUGCAGCCUUGGAAGACGAAGGUGGUAUGUGCCGGCCGGUACCGCCCGAGGCAGUUCGAAUACCACCCGCUGCAAGAGAACGUGGUCGUUUUCGGCACUUUGAGAGGCGAGGCCAUCGUUGCCGACGUGGCGAGCAAUACCGUCUGCUCGUCCAUUUCGUCAGGGCUAUCGAAGGACAAGCAUGACUCCAUACUUGGCCUGUGCUGGAUGAAACGGUCCCCCAGCCGUUUCAUAGUCGGCUCCAGCUACGGGUAUCUGCGGCUGUGCGAUGCAGGCGCGAUGCCCUCCGUGGGGACACGAAACGCCUCCGAAGCCGCGGAGAGGGCGGAGGAGCUCCUACAAGAUCACCACGGCGACUUGACCAGCCGGUCCAACGCGGUGCAGGAGGCGAUGCCAUUCGGUGGUAUGGGUGGGGCGGAGAACGGUCCCGGGAACGGGCCAAUCGGUUUGGACCACCGGUUCUCCGAAGACGGGAGAAUCGUUACCGAGUUCGCGCAGUUCGAGAAGCUGACGUCUGUACACAUCAACUCGACCGAUGACCAAAUGCUGGCUUCUGGGUACACGUACGGCGUCAAGCUUUUCGACCUCGGCACGGGUCAGGUGGUUCGAGAUUUCGAGGAUGUACACGAGGAUCACAUCAACAUCAGCCGGUUCGCGAACCACUCGCCCUUCGUCUUCGCCACGUCUAGCUUCGACAAGACUGUGAAAGCAUGGGAUUCUCGGGUGCGCGCGGACAACGCCCCCAUCUACACGUGCCAUUCGGAGAUGGGGCACGUGAUGUUGAGCUUCAGCCCGGACGACGUGUUCUUGCUGACCUCGGCGGUGGACAACGAGGUGAAGCAGUACCUAGCCUUGGACGGACGGCUGCACAUGGACCUCGACGUGCCCAAGACGGGCUUGGACGAGAACUUCACCAGGUCCUACUACACGUCCAGCGGCAGGCUCAUCCUCUCGGGGUCCUCGGAAGAGCAGACGGUUCGCCUCUACUGCGCUCAGACGGGGCGGCUCAUCCACUCCGCUGAGAUGUACCCUGGCCGCAAGCACGGGUCGCUGUACGUGCAGUCCUUGAGGGGCGAUCCCCACCACGACUUCCAGUUCAGCGUGCUGGUCAACUACCGAGAUACUGCGUACCCCCUGGAGAUCGUGAACGUGGACAUGCUGCAGGGGACCGGCGGGGAGGACCUGAGCUCUCUCAUGGCGUACGCCUCCUCCUCUCGACUCUCCGCCGACCUUCGGCGAGCCUGCGUGGACAAGCAGGGGGCCGACCUCUUUCUUGUGGCGAGAGACCGAUCGCGCUUCCCCGCACACAAGGCGGUUGUUGCUUGCCGCAGUGCUGUGCUCGGGGGUCUCCUGGCCAAGGCUGCCGCUGCUGCGUCGUCAGAGGAGGGAAAGAAGGACGCUGCUGCGGGCUCGGCGAGCCUCCGGCUUACCAUCCGCUCCGAAGAAGGCAACGACUGUAACGGCAAGGGUAGCGACAGCGGCGGCGGUGGCGGCGGCGGCGGUAACGGAGGCGCGUUUUCUUCGCAGGAGGCUAGUGCUACAAAGAAGGAUGCCGAAGGAGGAGAAAGAGAGGACCCCGAGGCGGCGGUAACGACGACGUGCGUCUGCCUCCCGCGGGCCGUGUCGCCGGACAUCGUGCCCGUUAUCCUGGCCUACCUCUACACCGACAGGCUCGAGGCCUACCCGGAUAAUCUCCGCGACGGGUGCGCGAAGGAGUACGUUGACCCCGGGGGGGGUUGCUCUAGCGGAGGAGGAGCGUCGGAGCCGGAGGUCGGGGGGGGCUGUAGCGGGGGAGGAGGGGGGGCGGAGGCAGUGGGUGGUUGCCGGUCGUCGACGCCAAUGGAGGGUGGAGACCGUGAGGGAGUCGGGCUCGGCGGCGGGGGGGAGAGGGGUUCUUGCGGGGAAGGGGCUAUGACGAGAAACAAGGUGGCCUUGUAUGAGAAGGUACUAGAGGCGGCGGGGGCCCUGGGGUUGCAUCGCCUGAGGAGCCUCGUGGAGUGGGAGUGUCGCCAGCUUGUCAACACGACCACGGUACUGUUGGUGGCAUCCGUUGCCCUGAGGCAAGGGACGGAGCAGCUCCUCAGCUACUGCUUACACUUCCUCGGCACUCACCUACAUCCGGUUCUCGAGCUACACGGGGAAGGGUGCCUGCCCCCCUCGAUUCAGGCUAAGGUGGACGAGCAGCGGAGACGUCGCGUUUACGCACUACACGGCGACCCCAACCCGAUAGCAGCACCGAUAGCACCGUCGUGGAUGACCGCAACCACCGACACGAUGACAGUCCCGUCGCCGCCGCUGAACCCGAGCGGUCAGGCUGGUGCCGGCAGCAGCACCGGCGCCGUUCUGAGGAAUAGUGCUGGGGCUGGGCAAGGGGGCGCGGCGGCGGGGGCUACGAACGGACCGCAGAACGCCUUCCAUGGCUUGGAUCCCACGGAGGACGAUGAUGACGAUGAUGAUGAUGAUGAUCUCGGGAUGCUGAUGGAGGAGGAGGAGGGCUUUGUGGAGGCAGCAGACAACAACGGUGGUGGUGGCAACAACGAGGGCGAGGCUGCUGAAGGGGACGAGGACUACGACGGUUUCAUCGACGAAGAGGUGGACGUGGACGACGACGAGCCCUCGAGCGACGGGGAGUCGCUGAGCGUUGACGACGAUGACGAUGACGAUGACGAUGACGAUGGUGACUAUGAGGGUGGCUGGAUGGACCCUUACCAUGGAGGAGGAAAACUCCCGGCUAUCGUCAGAAAACGCAUCGUGCCGACGGUGACGGGUCACACCGCAACCGCCGUUCUGGGGUCCCGGAUGAUGGUGCUCGGCGGCGGGAACAUCCGUCAGUUUCACUCCUGUCGCCACGUGCUGGUCUACGACCCCAUCGAGAGGACGUGGUCGAAGCUCGACACCCGGGGGAACGCUCCCUCGGCUCUCAUCUAUCACAGCACCACCGCGCUGGAGCCGCCGUGGGGGGCUCCGCGGAAUCUUCUGGUCUGCGGAGGCAACACCAACCCCAGAAACAUCAACGCAAUCUCCCAGACGCAAGUGAGCGUCCUGGACUGCUUGACUAUGGAAUGGCAUCGCCCAAAGGUGGAGGGAGACCCCAUCGGGGUACGCACUCGUCACACAGCCGUGGCGGUGCACGCGGACUACGAGCACCACCGCGAUCGCGUAAACGUGAACAUGAGCCAGCCGGACGAGCUCGCCGCCGAGGAAGAGGAAGGUCUGCUCGACGCGGACGAUUACCUCCUUGAGGGCAAGGGCUGCGGCAAGCGACGCGAAAUCCCCGGGAGCCCCGCGGAAGGAGGCGGGCGUAGUCCUACCCCCCCUCGAGACUUCGGGGGAGACACCAACAUCAUCAUUUUCGGCGGCUUCAGCCCGAUCGCGGGGCACGCGUUUAACGAUGUGGUGGUGGUGAACGUGCAUCGCCCUUCGACGACGGCCCACCCCAGCGGCCGUAGCACCGGCGGCGGUGACACCGCGGGCGCCCUCCCCUCAUUCCACGGAAGCAGCAGUAACAAUAGUAGUAGAAGUAGUAGUAGUAGUAAGAGAUCGCAACCCGCGAGACGACGACGCCGCAGUAGCACGAGCGAAGACGGCGCACACCCCGUCGUGUCGGAGGACGACAACAACAACAACUCCGAUGAUGAUGACGGAGGGCGUGAGGCCAACGGCGGGGGGUCUAACGAUGGCACCGGCCGGAACGGGUACACGUACCGGUGGGUGUAUCCGGUCGUCCGCGGAACCCCCCCGGUCGGCCGGCUUGCGCAUUCUGCGGCGGUGGUGCGCCUUGUGGAAGGGGAGGGAGGCGGGGGCCGCGGCUCCUGGCGGCGGCAGCAGCAGCAGCAGGCUUAUAUGGUGGUCUUCGGGGGGGUGGGGACUGGGUCUCUCUUCAAUGACGUCCAUUGCUUGAGGUGUAGCAGCGGGCGGACUUUGGAGUGGGAGAAGGUGUUCGUGAGAGGGAGAAGGCCCGCCAGACGGUACGGGCACUCGAUGGUGCCGCUGACCGCGCCCUCCGGCACCUGCGGCUACGCCAAGCUCGUCCUCUUCGGAGGCACCUCAGGCCACCACGCGUUCAACGACAUGUUCCUCUUGAACCUAUCCUGGGGGACAGUGGACGGGCAGCACGGCAUCUUGGCGAAAUGGGAGAGCCUGGCUACGCAGAUUACCGGUGUUUUGCCCAGCCCCCGAUCCCGCCAGACGGUGUGCCAGCUCAACGGAGAGCUGAUCAUCUUCGGCGGAUCCAACGAGACCCGAACGACCAUCAACGGACAGCCGGCGAGCAGGGAGGUCGAUGCCGUCGUCUUCCACGUCAGGCCGCGGCUGCGCAAGAAGCUUCUCGCCCCCUCUCAGGGAUACGGGGCCGAAGGCGGGGCAGCAGGCUUGGCUUCGUCGCUGAAGGGGUCGCCGCCAAACGACGACCGGGCGGUAUCGUGGUGGUACGAGAGGGCCAUGGCCAAGGAGGUCUACAACAACGCGGGCCUUGUCGAAGCCGCGCAGCAGCGGAGGGCGGCCGAAGCGGCGCGGGCGGCGGCGGCCGCGUUGGAUGCAGCGGCGGCCGAAAGACGACAGCGUGACCCCCCGGCCGAACUCUUCACGGGCCCCCCGCCGUCCGGCGUGCGCUUACCGAUGCGCGCGGAGACGCCGUGGAGGGAUACAUCGAGGGGGUGGGGGGGCGGUGCCGGGGCGGCAGCCGGCGGAGCCCCCGCUACCGCCUUUGGGACGUUCGGUUUCCUGGGCGCUGCUGCCUCCGUGGCCAGAGGCGGCCGGCUGCGGCGGCCCCAGCAGCAGCGGGGUGGGGGCUUGUCGCAGCCCCCGCCGUCGUUGCAGGAGUGGCCGGGGGAAGCUCCGACGUCCGUUCGACCGUACCGCGUGAAGGUUGUCUGGGAGUGCAUCCGACCGGAUACCUUCGUGUACGAGCCGGGGCCGGAGCCGCCUGUGGUGGUGAGACCCAUGACGCUUCACAAAGACAUGCAGACUCUCAUCGACAACGACCGCUUCUCGGACAUCAAGUUCCGGUUCCAGGCUGUCGACUUCGCCCUUCCGACGACCCCCACCAACACGGCUCACUACGCGAUAGUGCCCCCGCCAUCUCCGCCGCCGCCCGGAAUAUCUCCACUGUCGCCGCCGGCUUGGUCCCGGUCCCCCCGGCCUGCUGGUGGCAAUGACGUCCCGGCUGCUGCUGCGGCUGCUCCCUCCAAGCUGCCAGAAGACCCCGGUGAACCAGUGGGGUUGGGGCGAGGGUCACGGGGUGACGCGAGCGGGAAUGCUGGGGGGAAUGGUUGGAAGAGCCGGAGCGGCAGGAUGCAGAGCGUGGUGAUGCGGUCGUCUGCGGGGCGAGAGUGGGAGAGUUCUAGGUGA
Ectocarpus sp. CCAP 1310/34 is the source of this 5566-nucleotide messenger RNA. The record is from the annotation of a GenBank genome assembly. Lineage: Eukaryota; Phaeophyceae; Ectocarpales; Ectocarpaceae.